UGUAGUCGUUAUCGAUAAUAGUAUACUGUAGAUAAAUUACUCUAGAGGUCACUGCGAUGUGCGUCAGAGGUUACUUGACAUGCUUAGUCUUCAUAUCAAUAAAUUUCAAGAUAAAGAAGUAUGUUACCCACUAUUAUUCAAGACAAGGCUCGGAAACCGGUUCAAUUUCCAAACCAUUAUCAUGUACUUGGUGCAAAACCUUUUAAUUUCGGUUUCGCUCGAAAACCAGUUCUUGUCAAAUUAACCGGUUUAGAGCAAUAAAACCGGUUUCUGAUUAUGUCGGUACCUAUGUUUACGUGGAAACCCACCAGGCCGGCCGGCCGUUACGUCGCCCGUCAAAUAAACCGUUUUUUAGGUUACAAUAAAUUUCUUAAAACGUUCGCGUUCUUAUAAAAGUUCGGAGGAAAACCAAAAUUAGCCGGUUUUUACCGGUAUUUCAUAAACCGGUUUUUGAGCCUUGAUUCAAGAUUAUUUUUUUGACUAGAGUACCUACCGAAAGUACCGAAUAGGUACAUCAAAAAAUACCCAUUGAACCUUAUCAUUAUCACGGUAUUACUGGUCACUUUACUGUGUUGUAUAGACAUGUCAUGUAUAUCUAUGAUACUAUCAAAAAUUAUACUAAAUUAAAUAAAGAUAAUAUUAUCGCUUUAGAGGUAAGAUAUUCACGUUUUUAACGAUAACAUCGUAAAUCCCAUCACCCGUCGUAAAAACAUUACGGUGACAACAAAAAUUGAUAAAUGCAUUGCCAUAUAAUUUAUAUUUUUUUACGACAGCAUAACACCUGGUAACAGAAAUAGAUUACCCAUUUAAGAGGUGUACAGCUUGGAAAUUAGAAGCGAACAGAAGAUUGCGACGGAUAAUAUGGCCAUCUAGUGGGUUCUCACCUUGUAUCUCAUUUACUCUUACAAGUAAAAUUUUCUGGUUAGAUACCUAACUUAACACUAGUUAUUUAAUACUAAAAUUAUAUUGCUAUGGUAACGAUGUUACAAAUGAAAAUAUAUGCAUAUAAAAAUUACACAUGUUUUCGUGAUUUGCUUUCAAUUGAGCCAACUUUAAGUUUUUACGAUUUUGGCUAGUGUUUGCCUAUGCAAAUAUAAUCUAGUUGCCAAGCGUUUUUUUAUGCAAUUUGCCCUCGAUUAAUACAUCUAAUAGUGAACUAUUGAAUAUAAAAACAACAAUGUUACGUUAGCCCAUUCUUCAGAAAAAAGGGAUUAAAAGGUCACAAAUACAAUUGGUAUUUUAUCAGUUGUUAUCUCACAGUACCUAUAUUAUAUUGGCAUAGUUAUAAGUUAACAGUAUUGAUUAAAAUCAACGCGCGAUAGCAGUGCGAGCCGAGCCGACGAAGGCGCGUGAGCUACCUUCAAACUUCAAACACAUAUUUCGUAUCGAACUGUGCGAAAGCAACCUUGAUCUCGUUCUUAUAAAGUUGAAUGAACUGUUGUUAACGUUAUUUACCUACCAUGUGGCCACUUAUCGGUUGUUUACUAUUCAUACCUGCAGUGAUUUCAAAUAAAGUUCAAACAGUGCAAGAUGAAAGAAACUAUCUUUUAAAUAAAGAACUUAAAAUGAUGGUAGGAAGUGACAUUGUUUUAAGUGAUAGUGAACAAGUUGCUAAUGAAACUAUUAUGUCCCUCAAACUACACGAAUUGGAUAACGGAUUUAAUAAUCCUCAGCUGUUUCACUGUUCUAAACACUUUUUUGAAUACAAGGAUGCUGUCAAGAAAACGCCGUUAUACAAAAUCAUACAGAAGAUGCCGAAAGGAGCAGUUUUACAUGUCCACGACACUGGGUUACUGGGGCCCGACUAUGUUUUGAAUUAUACAUACUGGGAUGACUUACACAUUUGUUACGAUGGUGAUACCGUGAAAUUUCUGUUCUCACGUGACACACCCACUUCGCCAUGUGGUAACCAAUGGCAAUUACUGAAAAACAUCAGAUAUUCAUCUGGCAAUGUUGAAAAAUUCGAUGCUAAUCUCAGAAAACACUUCACUAUCGUUAUUGACAAGCCUCUAGAAGUUUAUACUGACAUUAAUAAAGUGUGGUCGAAAUUCCAAAAUUAUUUCAUCAGUACCAGUGGGUUGAUGUACUAUAAACCACUUUGGGAGAGAUACUUCUAUGAUACUUUGAAAGCAUUCAGAGAAGAUAACGUCAUGUAUAUUGAAAUGCGAAGUGUUUUGCCAGAGUUGUACGAUUUAGACGGUAACACUUAUGAUGCCGUCGCGACGGCGGAGAUAUACAAAAAAGUGCUAGACGAGUUUGUGCGUGACUAUCCAGAUUUUUUCGGGGUUAGAUUAAUAUAUGCACCUUUAAAAAUGGGAAACUCAGAUACAGUGAAAAAGUAUAUUCGAACAGCGAAAAUCAUUAAAAAGAAAUUACCUGGUUUCUUCGCUGGUUUUGACCUGGUGGGCCAAGAAGAUACAGCUCCAUCUUUAAUAAAUUAUUUGCCAGAGUUACUUGAUGCUGCUGACGAAUUGGAUUACUUCCUCCAUGCUGGUGAGACUAAUUGGCAAGGUUUAAGCGAUGAGAACAUUUUUGACGCUCUAGUCUUGAAUACGAAACGUAUAGGACACGGUUACGCUAUAGCUAAGCAUCCACUUCUGAAAGAAGAAGUUAAGAAAAGAGGAAUAGCACUGGAAGUCAACGUUGUGUCUAACCAUGUUUUGAAAUUGGUUGAAGAUGUGAGGAAUCAUCCUUUAGCGACGUUCCUCGCUGAGGGUAUGCCUGUAGUGCUGUCCAGCGACGACCCGGGAGUGUGGGAGGCGGACCCUAUGUCUCAUGACUUCUAUUUGACGUUCUUGGGAGUGGCCAGUCGUCGUGCUGACUUGAGGCUUUUGAAGAAGCUCGCUUUAAAUUCUUUGUAUUAUAGUACGUAUCCUGAUAAAGAAAAGAUUGUAUUCGAGUUUGAAAAGCGGUGGACGAAGUUUAUUGGCAACGGCGAAUUUCUUCAAGCCGUUGGUUCUUAAUUCUAGAAUACUCUAGGCAUGGUAAUGAUAUGACUGCGGCUGCUAAGGGUCACUAUAAUUUUAUGGUGUGUAGUCAAAACGAAAGUUGGUAUUAUUUUUGUAUGAUGGUGUUACAAAUAUAAAUAGUUUUUGUAGUAUAAUAAUGAUGUACAGACGAGUUCACUAACAUCUUUACAAGCCAACGUCCUAAAUAUAAAUGUAUAUAUGUACAUACCUCUAAGACACUAUAAGGUCGCGUAAAUAUAUUUAUUGAAUGUUAGCUUGGAACGGAAUGAAAUGAUGUUUAUGUACUCGACCAUACAUUGGAGUCAGAGAAAUAACGGGAAAUAGAUAAUUUUGAAAAUCUUGAGAUUCUUGAGCGUACCUAUACUUACUAUGCUUAAGCUCUUCAUUUGUCUUACUUGGUCUGGCGUGAGUAAAUAAUUCAUUUUAAAAUGUGUUUUAAAUGUAUAACAAGGUUUGAUCAAAGCUGUGUUUAAAUUAUUUACAAUUAAGUAUAGGUAAACUAAUUAUGUGAAUACAAAUGAUUAAAAAAACUAACUAAACAUGUAUUUAUUUACAUACACCCAAGGCCAAAAGUAUGGAAACAACGUUGUUUUCUUUAAUAUCUCAUGUUUCUAUCUUAGUUGUAUAUUUGUAACCUUAAACGUAAAUUAGGCAACCCCAAAAGAUUAAAAAUACACGCAAAAUAUCAAAGCAUUCUAAAAUAUUGUCAAAAAGAAAAGAAAGGAUAAUGUUAAAAAGUUAUACCUUUUUAACUGCCUUACAAAAUGUUGAACAGGCAACUAUCAUACCAUAUUAUUAUUUUAACCAUUUUGAUUUUAAAUUGUCAAUGAGUAGUACAAUCCAUUAAAAAAUCCCAAUUUUUAAUGGUAAUACAAUAUUGUUUCCAUACUUUUGGCCUUGAGUGUAGGUAACUAAUAUUCAUUUCAGCUGUGCAGAGAGAAUUAUAAUUUGAAUAGGUAUAGCGAAAAAAAUUAUACGGGUAUUUGUGUGUAAUAAAAAGUUAUUCAACCGUUCAUUCCAUAAAGGAUUAAUUGGUAAUUAAAGUAAUUAUUACCUAUCGCUAUCAGUGUGCGCACGCGAGGGUAUUAGGUAUAAGUUUAUUAGUGCAUAACUCAUUGAUUAGCACUCCUGCGGCGGCGGCAUGGUCACCAUGCCCGUCACGUUCUAAACUUCUAACAAGUACGUAAGUGCGAAAGGGACGGCUGACACGACAGCCGAUAAAAACGCAACCGUACUACCGCCGCUGGACAAUAUAGUAAUUAGUUACACCAUAUUAUGUGAAUAUGAACGCUGAAAAAAUGUUGUAAUUUAUAAAACUACGACAAUUCAUACAAAUAUACUAAUACACACAUUUUACACUACA
This is a messenger RNA of Cydia pomonella (codling moth), 4332 nucleotides long. RefSeq names its product adenosine deaminase 2-like. NCBI's taxonomy places the organism in Eukaryota, Metazoa, Arthropoda, Insecta, Lepidoptera, Tortricidae. The record is from RefSeq and is a predicted model, not a curated record. Gene Ontology annotation, molecular function: adenosine deaminase activity. Gene Ontology annotation, biological process: adenosine catabolic process; inosine biosynthetic process. The coding region runs from base 1461 to 2963 and encodes 500 amino acids. The transcript has a single exon.